Vespa mandarinia (Asian giant hornet) is the source of this 15561-nucleotide messenger RNA. RefSeq lists its product as uncharacterized. Gene Ontology annotation, biological process: negative regulation of DNA-templated transcription. NCBI's taxonomy places the organism in Eukaryota, Metazoa, Arthropoda, Insecta, Hymenoptera, Vespidae. The record is from RefSeq and is a predicted model, not a curated record. Gene Ontology annotation, molecular function: histone binding. Gene Ontology annotation, cellular component: RSF complex.
GGCCCCUCUGUGAAGAGAGUUUUAGCGGCGGAAAAAUGGCGUCCGAUAACGAAGCCUCUUGCGCGAGUGACCCAAAUUUCGCCGUGAUCUGCUCCUUCCUCGAGUGUUUCGGCAAAUCCUGUGGCAUAGUCUAUCCGGACAUUGCGAGGUUACAAGAAAUGAUCGAAAACACACAGGAAGUACCUCAACAAUUAGUAGAUUUACACAUCAAAUUACUAAGAAAAACACGUAAGACAGUAUCCCCUGAGAAAUGGGAGCGAGCAUUGGUCAAAUUUUGUCAUACGUAUUCGAAUCAGGAUGGGUGGGAACUCGAACGUUUUGGUUACAAGAAAGCUCGUAUUGCUGUUAAAUUACGUCUACUUAAGGUACUCUUGGAAACACAGUUCGAUUUGAAUCAAAAGUUUAAAAAUGAAGUAAAUAAGCUCGCAGCUGAUGAGUUACGUGUGGAACCAUUAGGGAGGGACAAAACUGGAUUAGCCUAUUGGUGUCAGCUCGAUGAAGAGUGUAAUAUUAGAGUAUACAGGGAGGAUUUAGAUGAGGAAAAUUGGGAACUAGUAGCUAAAGAUCGGGAUGGCGUUGUUAAUCUAAUAAACACUCUGUCAAAUGGUGAAGCUGAAUCGAUACCAAUUAAUGAAGAUAGUAAUAGCUUAGAAAUUUCUGAGAAACCUAUAAUAGACACUGGCCAAAUAACUACAUCACCCAGUUUGGAAGGAGAUGAAGUUAUACAAGAAAAUGGCACUCAUAAUGAUAAUUUAGAAGAAAAAGAUGAACAAAAAGAUGAUCUUGGAAAUGUUGAAGAUAAUCGAGAACAAAAUGAUAUUAUCGCUGGUCAAGAUAAUGCUGAAGUUGAGAAUGAAGAGGAAGAAAUAGAUGAGGAGGAGGAAGAGGAAGAAGAGGAAGAGGAAGAAGAAGAAGAGGAGGAGGAGGAAGAAGAGGAUGAAGAUGAUGAUGAAGAAGAAGAUGAAGAAGAUGAAGAUGUAACCAAUGAUGAAAGUUCCAAACAAAAUACUGAGGAAGAUGAUUCUUUAGAGGUAGCACAAGAUCAAGUUACAAAAUCAAAUGUACAAUCUGUAAGUCCUGCAAAAGUGAUUAAUGGAAAUGCUCAUAUACUAACGGAGAAAAUCCAUGAAAAGAAAACCUUAGAACAAACCAUUGUAUCAUCUCAUGCACCUGAUUCUAAGCCUUUAGAAUCUGUCAAAUCUGAAAAUUUAACGAAAUCGAAUAUCAAUAAAAUUACCAAUGAAGAAUUAGUACCUUUGAAAUCAAUAGAAACACCUGUGAUCACUUCUCCUCUUAAACUUGUAAAUAUUGCAGAUUUGAAACAGGUGCAGGAAGAAAAGAACGCAAAUCAUAUAUUGCCUAUUAGUACCCCAAUACAUGUAUCUAAAAAGCAUAAUACUAUGGAGGAAACAACAGAAUCUGUAAUGAAAUCUUUAGAAAAAUUAUCUGGUAAAAAUAGCAUUUCUUUUACAUCUACAGAUAUUACAUCUGGACACAGUAAAUUGUCCGUUAAACCAAUAGAUCAAUUAGCUGCAAAUCUUGUAAGAAUGCAAGCUGAAAAACUUGAAAAGCCAAGUGGUACAAAGUCAUUGGAAAAAAUAGCAGAGAAUCUAGCAAGAUCUGGGGGUAUGCUUAAUUCUACAAUCAAUGGAGAUGAUGACAGAUUACCACAAGAUUUUUGUCCAAGAAGUCAACCUGAGAAACCUUCUAUACUUCGAGGACAUAGAGGUAUGGACUUAUCUACAUCACCUCGUGGUUGGGAAAGUAUGAAUGAACAAAGUAGUCCUAUGGAUUUUUCGGGAAUUGAUCUUUCUAGUCGAAAAUUCACCAAAAGUAUGGAUUUAUCUACACCUGGAUACAGAUCUCAAAAUUUUCAACACAGAGAAAUGGAUUUGAGUACCAAAAAAUCAAGCAAACCGGAUGUGCAAAAUCUAUCCUAUGAUGCUAGAGCAGUAAUGAUGCGUAAUCAUGCUAUGGUAGCAGAUUUAAGUAAACGACAAAUGCCGUUUACAGCUUAUGAAAUGUCUGCUGCUGCAUAUCACACCUCUGCUAGAUUACCUCCUAAAGAAGAGCAUAGAUUACCAAGCUAUGCAUUACUGCCAGAUCCGAGUAAAAUAACAGCUUUACGAAUGGGUCCAACUUCUAUAAAAAGGCCAUUAGAGGGGGAUGAUGCGCAGUCUGAUAUUUUAAAAAGAAUAAGGGCAGAUGUAAUACCUAUUAGAGGAUCCAUUGAUAAAAGAACAAUGCUCAAUAGCAGUUGGAGAGAAGAAACAAGUGAAGCAAUUGAAGAACCACUAAUGAUGGUUCAAGGUGAAGGAUCUGGUAGUGAUUGUGAUGCUGUCAAUCCUGGGAUUGGUGAACCUGUAGAAGAACCCGUUAUGUUUUUCUAUGGCGAAGGUUCUGGAGUUGAAUGUGAAACAGGUAAUCCUGGUGAUGACACGUCAACUGAUAAUAAAGAAAGCAACCAAUCAAAAAGUGAAGCUGACUCGGCGACUGCUACUUUAUCUUCAAGUGAAAUCUUAAAUGAAGAAAAUCUUAUAAAGGAAGUUUCAACUGCUUCUAUGGAGACAAGUAAAAACUCUGUAAGAUUAAAUAGGAAUUAUUCCCAAUCUACUGUUGAUAUUAAUGACAGUCAAAUAGUAGGCUCUACACAAGAAAAGCCAAAAUUUAAACCAACUCUGGGCGUUCAAAUAAUUCCGAAAAGUACAAGUGGUUCUGUUAAACGAUUAUCGAGGUGGGAUGUAGGUAAACCUGCAGAAAAAACAGAGUGUGACAGUAGUAUCAUAUCAAAUGAAGAAGACAUAUCACAGAAGGAACAGUAUUUUCCCAAAGAAGGCACUAGCGAUCAGAAAUGUAGCAAUAAAGAUGAAAACACUUUACAGACAAGUGAAGAUUUAUCUUUGUCAAAAGUUGGUUUUGAAUGCCUUUCUAGCACAGAUAAUUUAAAUGAGAAAAUGAAUGCAAAUUCUUUCAAUGAAGUUAGUACGCUAGAUCAAAAUAGUAUAGAAUCUAACAUUACUGAUACAGAUACAAUUGAUAGUAAUUCAAAAAAAUCUAAAGAGAAUUCUAAGUUAUUGGAAACCAUACAAUGUGAUUCCUCUAUAUCUUCAUGUCAGGCAGAUACUUCAGAAGGUUUUGAGUCUAGUACAAAUACUAUGCUUGUACCCUAUUCAUUAAGUGGUGAAAAAGUCUCUACAAAUGUGUCAGAUUCAACUAACAUAGUUACACAAAAUUCCGAAUUUUUACAUAAGAUAGAUAACGAGUGUAAACCAAAAUCUGCAUCACCACCAAGAUUUUUUUUUGGACCAAAUUGCAUUUCAUAUACUUCAAAGUCUGUAGAUUUGGAAACUCAAUCGGAUCAAAUUGUCACAACAUCAAUUCAAUGUAAAUCUGACACGUUACAAUAUGAAUGUGUUUCAUCUUCCAAACCUUCGGAAGAUACACUUUUAUCAUAUAAAUCAGAAGAAUUUGAUGUUACUCAAACAAAUAAUAAUUCAUUAAAAGCAAGUUCGUUUGAUUCUCAUAAUAUAUAUUGUACAAAUGAUAAAAGAGAAAAACUGGAGGGUUCAAGUCAUACAUGGAACUCAAAUGAAGAAAAUGUCAACAAUGCCAUUGAUGUACCAAGAACAACUACUCAAAUAGAUGAAGAUUUACAAUCGAACACUGUACAAGAAUCUGCUUAUGCUAAUAACAAAGAAUCAGAAGAAAGUAUUGUAAAAGUUGAAAAAUCUGAGGAUACAGACGUUAUUUCACAGUCUUUUAUUACUAAUAAUAUAAAUGUUACAUUAAAUACAGCAGAAUCAUUAACAGAUAGUUCUGAUCUUCAGCAUAAAAAGAAAAUUGUAAAUGAUAAUGAUAUAAAAAUUAAGCAUAUGGCACAACACAGUGAAAACACUAUAACUGAUCAAUUGAGAUUUAUAGAUGAUAGAUCUUAUCAAUCAACAAAUGCUGAAAAGGAUGUCAAUCUUAAUAUAUCAGACAACAUACAAGAACACGUAGAACCACUCAGUACUUACUCUGAGAAUGAAGCUGAACAUAAAUCUUCCAAAGAAGAAAUGUCUCAUCAGGUUAUGGAAAAAACAGAAUCUGAACCAUUAACAGAUAUAACAACUGAGCAUACAAUGUGUAUGUCACCAUCUAAUAAAGAUCAGAAUCAAGAUGUACAAAUGGAAUCUAAAAAUGUACAGGAAUGUGCAUGUGAGGAUAAAACUAAUAAUAUAGAAUCUACGGAUUUAAUUUCAUCUCCAAAUUUCCAAGAAGUACACAGUUCUGCUGGAAUACAAGAAAUAGAUCAUGUUUCUGAUGAAUUUCAAGCUCUUAAAAAAGACGAGGUAGAUUUAGGUAGAGAAAGUUACGAUAAACACAGUGAUAAAAACGAUAAUUUAUCUGAAUUUGAUACACAAGAGGAGCAAUCAAUGGAUACUGAUACUGAAAAAAUGAAAGGACAAUUUAGUUCGGAUGCUGAUUCAAUGUCAGUCAAUUAUGAUAAAAAUAGUGAAAGAAAUGAUACAUUGUCAGAUUUAGGAGUACAAGAUGAAGGUUCAGGAGAUUCAGAAGAAAUUAAAGAGAAACACUUAACCAAUUCUUUUGUCAAAACUAAUGCUUCUGAAGAUAUUCCUGAAUCUGACCUUGUUGAUAAUGCAACUGUUAGCAGUUCUGCAUGUAUGCAAGAAUAUAAUAAAGAAUCAUUCGCUUCUGUUAUAAGUAGUUCGAACGAUGCAUCCGUUCAAAAUAUAUUUUUGCAAGACAAUACCAACAUACCAAUAGUAUCCCAACAAAUUGAUAAUCCAUUUUCAGCUAAAACAAGUAAUAGUGCAUUUAAUGUAUUAGCACCGAUAGUAUCUAAUAUUUCUAUUAUGAAAUCUGCAGAAACAAGUAAUAUACCAUCUUUAAAAGAAAAUUAUUCAUCUAGUAUUGAUCAAAAUGUGAAUGAAUAUGCUGAUGAUGUAUCAGAAAAUCCAAGUUCUUGUAUUGAUCAAGAUUCAAAUGAAGAUAUGAUAAUUGAUGACAGAAUGUCAGAAUCUAAUGAAUCCUCAAAGGAAGUGGAGGAAACUUCAUCGAAUGGUGAAAAAUUAGUAACACCACCUGAUCGUGAAAAAUCAACAGUUUACAAUGAAAAUUUGUUGAAUGAUCAAAAUACAAGAAAGGAAGAUAAUUUUUCUAUGCAAAAGGAUUUACCUCCUAUCACAGAAAAUCAGACAAGUGCACUAAAUAUUUCUACAGCAAAUAAUAAGGAAAGUAAUUCCCCUAUUAUUGUAGAAAUUGUUGAACAAAAAGAUUCAAAUAGUAAAACAAAUGAUAAAGAAAGUGAUAAUGUACAAAUAACUGAAACAUAUACAGAGAAAUCUGAAACGGCCAUAAGUAAUAGUAGUUAUGAAAAUACAGAUGUAAAAUUAAAAGAAGAUAUGGAUAAUACUGAAAAACAAAAUGUUGUACAAAAUGCAAUAAAUUUAAUCUCAAAGGAAUCUGAACAAAAUUCAGUUAAUAAACAAUCUUUAGUGGCAAAUUAUGAUAGUAAUGAUUCUAAUGAUGAUGGUAGUGAUGAUGUUUUUGAAGCAGACACAUUAGAAGAAUAUGCAUCUACAGAUAUUCCUAACUGUUCUGUAGAAGAACAUCCAGUAAAUGAUAACAAAAUUACAAAAAGCACAAACAUUGAACAGGAAUGUAUAAAUGAAAAAAGUUAUACAUUAUUUGACGAGCCACAACAAUUUGUACAGAAUAAAGAAGAGUUAGAAUCAAAUUUACAAGUUGAAACUGAUAAGGUUUCUACUAAAAAUGAAGUAGAAAAUAAGAAGGAAACGUGUAAUGCUAAUACAGAAAAAGUAAAUGAUAUUUUCAACAAAAGAAAUACUGAAGUAAGUAGUGAUGAUAUUAAAUGCAGUGACAUAAGUAAAAAUGAACAAGUAAUCAGUACAUUGAGUAAAGAUGAAUAUGGGGAGGAUAUAGAAUUACAUAAUAUAUCUUCUCUUGAUAGUUCUAGCAAACUAAAUAAUACUACAUCAACAAUACUGUCAUCAUCAUCAGAUCAUUCUCACUUACAAACAUUUGUAAAUGAAAAAACUCAAGUAGAUGUUCAAAUUACUUCUAAUCAAAUUGUCAAAGAAUAUGUGAACAAUACUCAGAACAAUAAAAGCAUUUUAGAUGAAACCACGAUAAUAAAAUUACAAAAUGAAAAUAAGGCUUCUACUCAGUCAGUGAAAGAUAUAGAUAACUUUGUGUUUGAAAAGUUAGAUAGUAAUAAAAAUACAGACAAUACAGAACAUACUGCUAAUUUAAUACAAGUUCAAAAAAAUAUUGGAUCAGGUGACAUAGAUGAUCAAUCAACAAAUAUAUUGGAUCAUUCUGUAAGUGUUACGGAUCAACAAGUUAUUGAAAAAAUAAACGAUAAAGAUAAAAUUGCUAAAAGCAAAGAAAUGAUACUGCAGGUUGCAGAAGUAUUACCAAAAUCGCAACAGUAUCAGGGAUUAAAAACUGAUUAUCUAGAAAAUGAAAAUGAACAAAAUAAGUUUGAAACAAAAGAGCAUAACUACAUUGAUAAUUCUGUAAAUGAAACUACUACAGCUGAAAUAAUUAAUCAGUCUGUAUCAAAUACUUCUACAAUUAAAUUAGACAAUGAUAUACAACAAGCAUCACAAAGUUAUGAAACUCAUUCAUUAAUAGUAGAAUUGAAAGACAGUAAUCUUUCUGAUAAUAUGAAUCAUACAAAUUCCAUUGCUAAUAAGCCAACUGUCUCUUAUGAUAUAAGCGAUGAUAAAAGUAAACAGACUGAUUUUAUUAAUAUUUCCAAUACAAAUAAGGAUAAUAUUUAUACCAAACCUGUACUCAAUAUACAAAAUACUAUAGCAACUUGCACUGGACAGGAAGAAAUAUUUGAAAAAAAAGAAGUAUUAGGAAUUAUAAGAAAUGAUUUUAAGAAAGAAGGUAAUAAAAGAGCAAGUGAUAACUCAGAAGUUGAAGACGUUCCACCGUUAAAAUCUAAACCGCCUUAUAUAAAACCUUUUGUAGAAACUUUAUCUACUGACAUAAAGUAUAAUUCGCAAUUGGAAACAAAAAUGGAAACUGUAAUUGAAAAGAAAGAAUUGAAACUUGAAGGCAACAUACUUAACAAAGUAAAUGAUUCCUUAACAAUACCAUCUAUUGCAGAUACAUACAAUGUAGUUAUGAGUAAUAUUGAAGCUGGAGACAAUUUUAAAAAUGAUGUUUUACCAAAAGAUAAUUUAGAUUUGAAGAAUAAAAAGGAUCUUUCAGAAAUUCAAAAUGUUGAGGUAAAAACAGUUACAGCAUCAUCAGAUGAUUCUAUAGGAGCUGAUCAUGAAAAUGUGUUUGAUGCACCAUCAGAAGAGCCUGAUCCACUAGCAUGUACUGAAGAUGAUGCAUUAAAAGGUUUAAAUAUAAACAUUGGUGAAGACGGUGCUAAUGCAAAAAUAGGUAUUCGUGUUAAAUCGGUUUCUGAACUCGUAUACGAAGGUUGGAAAUUGGAUGGUACAGAAACUACAAAAGUUUCACGAAAACGACGUAAUAGCGCACAAGAUUCGAAUUCCGAAGAUUUAGGAGAAAAACAAGAAGAAGAAGAAGAAAUGAUGGGUGGUAAAAGAAUAAAAUUACGUGCAAAACGUAUACCAGAUAAACAAUUGCGCAAAUCAGUCGAAGAGAGUCGCGUUGUAACUAUAAGUUCAGAGGAUGAGGCUGUGAAAUGUAAAGUAGCAGAAGAUAAUAAAGAUGGUAGUGAUGAUCCUACAAUUAUGCGUUCUGUUCCAAUGGGACGUAAAAAUAGGGGACGCCCAAAAGGCAGGAGACGACGUUGCAGAGGCGGUGGACGUUCACGUCCAAAACAUUCAGGAGGAGUCAGUAUAAACCAAACCUCAGAAGAAUCUCCUAACGUGCAUCUUGAGGGAACACCUACCAAUGCUUCUUCAUUAGAGACAACACCAUCUUCAUCUCAAAAAAAGAGAAAGAAAAGAAAAAUGGUUUUGGGUUUAGAAAUAGGAAGAGAUAUUGCACCUGAACAACAAGAAGGUGUACUACAAGGUGAAACACCUGUUAGGCAAUCAAGAAGAAUUGCCCAAUUGAAGAUUAAAGAAGCAGCAGAUAGAAGGAGAAUUGAAGAAGAAGCAUUAACUGAAGUAAAAGAGAAAAAGGAAACUACGGAUAAGAAAAAACGAAGAAAAAAAAACGAAAGUGAAGAAGAAGUUACAAUGAAGGAAAUUGAUAAAGAUAUAAAAUCUAAACGAAAACGAAAAAAGCGAAAAAAGAAGAAAAUGCUUGCAAAAUUUAAUGAAGCCAAUCCAUGGCAAAGUUCGUCUGGUUCCAGUAGUGAUGAUCUUGAUAAUGAAGAUGAGGAUGAAGAAGAAGAAAUAGAAACUGAAGGAUCUUUACUUUUUAAAAGUGAUCAUGAAUUUUCUCCCGAAAGUGAUCUUGAGAAGGAUCAAGAAUCUGAGCCAUUAAGAAGAGCUAGAACUGCUCAAAAAGGUCAAAGUGAUGUUGAAGAAGCAGAUGAUGAAUAUGCUUGUCAAAAAUGUGGCAAGGCUGAUCAUCCCGAAUGGAUUCUCUUAUGUGAUUCUUGUGAUAAAGGAUGGCAUUGUUCUUGUUUGAGGCCUGCACUCAUGCUGAUACCAGAAGGUGAUUGGUUCUGUCCACCGUGUCAACAUAAUAUAUUGGUAUCUAAAUUACGUGAAAGUUUAAAAACAUACGAUCAAGUGACGAAACGUCAUGAAAACGAAGUAUUAAGAAAAAAGAGGCUGGCCUUUGUUGGUAUAAGCUUAGAUAAUGUAUUACAUAAAAAUGAGACGCAACGCCUUCAAAAGGAUAUAAAAGAGUCAAGCCAAGAAUCUGAAAAUGAUUCUUCAUCUGAACAAUCAUCAUCGGCUUCAAGUUCGGAAACAUCAAGCAGCGAAGAAAGUGAACCUGUGUAUCAAUUACGAGAAAGACGAUGUGCAAAUACUUAUAAGUUCAAUGAAUACGAUGAUAUGAUCAAUGCUGCGAUUCAAGAUGAAGUAGAAGCUGUUCAAGGUGCUGGUAAUCAAGGAAGAGGUAAAGACAUUGCAACGAUAGUUAAUGCAGAAAAGGAGGAAGCACAGCUUCAUCAACAAGUUGAAGGACUGCAGAUGAAGGGCGUAGAUGAAGAUAAAAACGAUUUAGAACAAAAAUCUGAAAGAGAGAGCGACGAGGAAUAUAAGGUAGAGAAGGAAGAAGUCGAUGAAGAUGAAGAGGAACGGAAAAGAGUUACUAAACGUUUAUUAGCACGAAGAAAACAUCGUAAAUUGAAUAGCUUGGAUAUAAGUAGUGAGGAUGAUCCAGAAAGCGACGAAGAUUUCAAAGGAACUAGUUCGGAUGACGAAGAAGAUUUUGAUGAUCAUAUGACGUCAUCAGAUGAAAGUAGUUUCACCGAUUCUAGGCGUCGUAGAAAGGGAGAUUCGCGUCCAGUUAGAAGGUCUACUAGAGCCAGAAUAACGACUACUUAUGAUCCAGAUUUCAUUAAUGACGAUAGUGAAGAGAGCGAUCGCCCAAAAAGGAAAAAGUCUCGAUCCAUGUGGGAAAAUUCGGAUAGCGAAGAUAGUGAUAAUUCUUGGAGACAAAGAAAGAAAAAGAGUAGAACUAUACCAACUUCAAGAUAUAGGACAACUUCAAAAGUGAAAAGUAAAAAGAAGAAAAGGAGGAAACGUAUAAUAGAGUCAGAUAACCAAAGUGAUAACGAGGAGGAAGAUGAGCCAAGAAGCAAUGAUCAGGAUGCAUCUGAAAAUAUGAAUGCCGUUAUUCAGGAAGGUGAAGAAGCGACACCUACUAAAAAUGAAAACGAAGAGAAUAUUGUUAAUCUUGAAAAUAUUGAAAAUACUGAAAAUACGCACAAUACUGAUGAAAUGAAAACAGAGAUAAUGGAGAACGCCGUGGCAAAUACAGAUUCAUUGGUUCCUCCGCAACUUGAUGAAAUUGCAGCCCAAAAAAGGAAAAAAGAAAGUACACCCAAACAGAAGAAGGCUCCAUCUAUUAGACGAAAGAUUAUAUAUGGUGGUUUACCAGAUGAUAAUUAUAAACAAGAGGAAGAAGAAAUAUUAGAUAGACGUAGUCGUAGACGAGGCCGUAAAAUCAAUUAUCAGGAAGCAACAGCAACGGAUAGCGAAGAGGAAUUAAAAAAAGCUAUAAGAAAAACUGUGGAAAGUGAAGACGAAUUUGUUGUUAACGAAACAGAUGACAUAAAUGAAGAUGCUGAAAAAGAUUCUGAUUCAGAUAUUUAUACUCCUAAAAAAGAAGCAACCAAAUUCAAAAAUAAAUCGCCAAAAAGUAAAAAGCCGAGAAAAAGUAAAAGUCCUGCGGCAAAGCGCAAAACUAUGGUUGAUGGAGUUCCGAAACCGAGAAAGAAGCCUGGACCGAAACCUGGAAGCAAAAAUAAAGCUCGAAAACAGAAACUAUUGAUGGGUUCGGUAAUAAGAUCGACAGAUGGUCAGCAUCUAGAUGAUAAAGACGUUCUAUCUCAUACAAUGGAUAAUCCAAUGGGAGAAUUAACGUCGAAAAUCGACGAAGGUCUUCCGGAUAAUGUCGGAUUGACAGGUACAACGAUGUCAGUAGCUAGUUCUUUUACUGGAGACGUGCCAGAAGGUUCAUUGGGUGGUCUUGGGCCUGGAGAAUUGGCAGAUCUAGAUGAUGAACAAUUGGAACAAAUAAUGAUGGAAGAUGAAGAAUAUGGUAGACGACAAUUGGAGUUGGCGGCUAUCGAGAUAGCGAAAAAAAAGAAGAAGGAAGAGCGAGAAGCAAAAAAAUUAGAAAAGGCACGGUUAAAAGCGUUAGAAAUUCUAGCUGCUGAAAGGCAGAGAGAUCCGAACGCUCCCGAAGGAACCGAUGGUGAAGUACCUAAGAAAAAGAAACGGGGUCGUCGUAGCAAAGCCGAAAUAAUUGCCGAGCAGAUGAGAAGAGGCGGGGCUCCGGCUUUGGGUUCUCCUGGAUUAGCAAACACGAGUCCAGGUGUUAUGGCAGCCAAUAGCAGUAACAUGAUUGGAUUGGAUGUAACGAGUAACGUAUCACCUAAUAUAAAUCCUAACUUACCCACAGUCAUCACGCCUGAGGCCGACAGGACACCAGAAGGGCAUAUUCCAAUGAUGACAGGACCAGACGGGCAGCUCUUCAAUCCCGACGGAACGCCGAUGAAGCCAAAGAGGAGAGGUCGUGGCAAGGGUAAGAAAACUCUUGCUCUCGAAGCUGCCAGGGCCGCGGAAGCAGCAGCAAAAGCCGCGGCUGAAGCUGGUUUGCUCGGCAUGGGCACGGAUUCGAAUCCAGAAGUUAAAUCGAGCGAUAUCCCAAACGUACUUCCCACUCCAGGUAGCAGUACUUCCGGCUCGGCACCGUCCACACCACCAGCGAGCGGCGUACCUACGCAGUUGCCACCUUCGACGCAAGCGAACGCGCAGUCUGUCUAUUCGUCUCUUCCGCCCGGUCAACAGUCUUCCGUGAUCACGAGGAUGCUCCAGUCACAACCGGUGUCGUCAAAUAAUCCGCAGUCGUUCACAGCAGCGGCUGCUGCGAUGGGUCAUAAAUAUUUCGGUGCUCCCAAUACAACUGGACAGAUGAUGACAGGUCCACGAACCGGUUAUGAGAUGCAGCCACGCGGUAGGAUACCUUCGCCAUACAGACAGCCAGGACAAUCUUCCAUGCCACCUCAUUUUGCGGCCGUAAGAUCUGGCACACCUCCAAUGAGAAUGAGAGUUCCAGGGCCGCAAAUGUAUCAUACGCCUCACCAUCCUAUGGAUCCCUCUCCGUCGGGUGGUGGUCCUAUAUCCAUAAGUAGUCGAGACCGAAGUUCUCCUUUGGCACCGGGUCCUCCACCCAUGAUACCACCUGCGGCCGGUAGUCCAUUAGCUAAAGGUGGACCAACGCCACCUCCGCCUCCACCUCCUUACGUAAGAGGCGGUCCACCGAUCUCCAGGUUUACCGAUAAUCCUAUGGGACCGAGGCAUCAAAUGCCACCAUUUACGAACGCCUCACCGGUUAACCAUGCGAUGCAACAACCUUCUCCACCUCCAAAUAGACCACCAGGAAAUUUCUCGCCGUAUCAUCCACCUCCGCCACCCAAUUAUCACUACGGUGCCUACCCUCCUCCCCCGCCUAUGUCUACAGCGGAUGAUGCAGCUGCUUAUCAAGGCUCGCCCUAUCCUACGGAACAUUUUUCGUCUCCCGCGGACAAUCAGCCGCAGAUUCAAGCGCCUCCGCAACCACAACCUCCGCAAUCUCAACCACCCCAGCAACAACAGCAACCACAAACGCACCCUAAUGACCCGGCUGCUGUAGCAAAUAAACAAUACGAUGAGGAGGGUACUGGGGAGUUUGGCGGUUUGGUAUCUUAUUUCAGUAGCCAGAGGGAGGACGAUUUGGAUUCGUAGCAUGAGUGAAAUCUUGGCCAACCCUAAAGCGUUUUUUUAGUAUGAAUCCUUUGUACAUAAUGUACAUUUGGAUUCUCCUUCUUAAAGUGAUCGCGACUCUUGCUUAGGAAGAAGAGUCUCGAGAGAGACACUGGUUUCUGGUAUCCUAUUGAUAUAUUUUAGCCCGUAGACACCAUCGUACUAAUCAACCCUUAUCUUACGCUCCUUGUUCCUGAAACUUCGAAGAAAUGACAGACACAGCUUGAAUUUUUUAUUUGUUUUUGCCUUCGGUUAUUUGCUAAACGAAGCAGAUUUAUCUGUUUAAUCGAUAUGAUACUUUUCUCUAAUAUAUUUUAUUUUAGCGUAUUCACUCGAAAUAUAAUAAUAUCGUGUGAUAUAAAAAUAUUGAUAUAUAGCGACAAGAUCAAAAAUUGCAAUAAUGAUCAAAACAAGGAAUAUACAAUACGCGGAAGAUUUCGGAAUUAUUUUGAUUAAAAUAUAUCAUUAUAAAUCUGCUUCAUUUGGCAAGUAAAAAUGAAACUUCUGUGUCUGUUUAUGAUAGACGUUCGAAAGGAAAUAAUUUCAACUAUUUUCAUUUGAACGUCAUCUGAUUCGUCGUACGAAUUGUAUCAAGAUAAGGGUCGAUCGUAUGAUGAAAUUCGUAUUAUAUGAUUCUUAAACUUGUAGUUACGGGUUAAACGUAGUUGUAUCAUAUUUGAUACAUCAAGAUGCUCGAAAAUGAAUUGAUGGAAGUAUUUACAUAAUGUAACGAUAUAAUACUGUCUAGUGUUGUUUUAUACGCGUACGUUAACGUCUAAAGUAUAUAAGGAUAUGUAAUAUAAAAGUUAGGAUCGUCUUCCUCUUGGGCCUCUUCGGCAAGUAGUCACUCCAGAAAAAAAAAAGAAAAGAAAAUAACAAAAAUCUUUGGAUUUUGGAUCUGAAAUAUAAAAGAAGCCGUAGAAACAAAAUCGAGGUUGGCCAAGUGUAAAAUUUGAGAAGUCCAAAUCGUCAACAAUGGAGCCUAUUUUUUAAGGAUUGUAAGCUUUUUGUAAUUAGUUUCAGUUCGAUUGAAUUAAUAUAAAAGGCAAGCGACCAUACUUUUGUUCAACGUUGAAUGUGUAAUAAAGAUUCGAGAAGAAGACGAAUCUGAUUAGAAUUUUAACCUUUUUCCGUUCGUUUUCGAACCCAUUUCUUCUAAUCAGGCGCGUCUUCUUUCGAUGAACGCAUUCCUCGUUGAACGAACGUCGAUCUUAUUAAGGACAAGAAGAAGAAAAAAAACAAAGUUAUUGACAAAUUCGCGCCGUUGUUACGUGUACAUAUGUAAAUACCGUAAGUUCUUUAGAUUAUAUAUUACGUGUAUCAUAUUACAUAGUCAAACAAAAUACUAUAAAGUGAAUUAGUGCAAAGGGCACAAAUUGUAAUAUUUAAAUUAAUUAGAAAAGAAAAGGAAUGACAUCUGAUUACUAUAAAUUAACAAAUGGUGUGAAGACUAUUACUAUAAUUAUUUAUAAAGAAAGAUUAAGGAUUUAUGAUAGGGUUUAGUAUAUUGUAUUUUACAAAUUUUACUUGAUAAUUAUAUGAUUAAAUCAUUAAAUAUAGUUAUAUAUUAGAGAACAGGAGGCUGCUGAACGCGCUCUACGAAAAGUGAGAAAACUAUGAUUAUAAAGCGAUAUUCAUAUAACACACACACACAUAUACUAGCGAUAUUAAUAUAAUCGGCAAAGUUAAGAGAAGGGAUAUGUGGCGUAACAGAAAUUUUAUUAUAAUCUUGCGUGCAAUGAACUACAUGGUAAUAUGUACGUAUAUGUAUAAUUCAAGAAAAUUUAAGCACGUGCAACCAUAAUGGGACUCUUUUUGUUCCUUAAAAAAAAAUUAAUCGAGCAUGAAUUAUUAAGAAUAUUCGUUAUUAUUAUAUAAAAUGGAUAUGUAGAGGAUAAUAAAAGAUAAUUACGGAUGAGAGAGAGAGAGAAAGAAUAUCGAAAUAUAUUCGUGAAUGAAUGUAAAAGAUUGCUAUUGUUUCAACGAGUGAAACAAAGGAAAGCGAUCGUUUAGGUGUUCUUCUUGUAAAUCGUAAAUCAAGUCAGAUAGAAUCUGCCAUAAUUAAUAUUCUCUAUCAAGAGGAAGGCCUAAACGAAAUUUGGUCGGUAGGUGGUGUUUACUGAACAGAUACAGUCGUUUAAAGAGAAGGUCAUUUUUUUAAACGCAAUUUAUUUUAUAUUAUUAUUUGAUUUCGUCCAGCCUCCUGCUCUUUAAUGCAAUGGCAUGUCUUCAAUGACAUUGCACUUGCAAAAACCAUGUAUCUGUUUAGUUAUCACACAUACGUGCAUACCUAAUAUAAAUAGAAGCUAUAUAAACAAAAAAGAUAUUACAUUAUCUUAGAAUUAGCUGCUUGGGAUAGUUUCCUUUUACUUCGAGAAAACAUUUUAACGACAAAAUGUAAUUAAACGUUUAUACACACGUGCACAUCGUAUAACGUAGUGGAGGAUGUUUUACUACCGCUCAGUUGAUUAUUUUUUACACCUACACGUAUUUUUCGGUUUUAUGCAGUUUAAUAAUACGAUCUAUUGUCUUCUUUUAGAACACAACAUGUCUUUGGACCAUUCGUUCUUAGGGUGCGCUUCAAGGAAAAAUAUCACAUACAUACAUACGUAUAUGCCUGAACUUAUUCACAUAAUUUACGUCAUCAUUGUCGCGUUUAUAAAGCGAAAUUUUUUCAAGUAAAUCUCAAUUGUUGUCCUGUCCUUCAUCGAGAAGCGGUACCUCGAUUAUAUAUACAUAUAUGAUUAUGACUAUUAAGUUCUAUAUAGAUCCAUAUUCCGAUGUCUUACCUUUUCCGAGGUGGAAAGAAAAGAUGUAUCUAAUACGAAUAUUAUAAUACAUAUUGCUAAUAGUCGAAACGUAUUUGCAUUUAGUGAGAUAUUUAAUAUUUCGUGUACGUUGUGAUACCGAGACGCAACGUCGGAGAGAGAUACCCGAUUGUGUAGUCGUCUUUUAUCUGAAUAAUUCAAAUCGCGCGUAGAUUUAUUCGCAUUUAAAUAGUACGUGUUUCCUUGAAACGUAAACCGAAGAAAAAAAGUGUCUUGCUAAGACGAUAGGAAAUGUGGUGCAGUUUAGCUUUUGUUUUGAUAAGGGUCUAGACCAAACGCUAUUAUUAUAUUACAUGUUGUAGCCUAAAUGCAAACAUUUUGUAAUAAAAUUCAAUAUAUUGAAAUAA